GGUUCUGAAUCAAGUAUAUCAUCAGUAGUUAGAAGGAUGAAAAAAUAUAAUAUCCAAUCUCAAGAUAUGCCAGAAAUUCCAGAAGAAGGUAUGUCAGAUAUAGAUGAUAAUAGAGACAGUGAAGAUAAUCGUCUAAUAGACCAAAGCACCAUCUCUUCAGAAAAAGAAUCCUGCAAAAGAUUUAGUAAAGAUAUCUCUGAAAAUAAAUUGUCCAGUAAGAAAGUAAAGACUAAAGACAGAAAUUUAUCUAUAUUAAAAAAACUUAUUAAGGAGCUGAAAUCGUCAAGUUCUUCAACAAGUAAUACCACUUCUUGGGCUAAAUCUAUUACAAGCCCAA
This is a messenger RNA of Racocetra persica, 337 nucleotides long. The record is from the annotation of a GenBank genome assembly. Lineage: Eukaryota; Fungi; Glomeromycota; Glomeromycetes; Diversisporales; Gigasporaceae.